AAGAUAGCAUAAACAGCGAAGACCUCGCGGUUUUCGGCGAGAUUAAGGAAGCUUGCAAUGUGACAGAGAUACGUGAGAACUGCGACAAAAUUGCCAUGACUGCCACACGCUAUCUGUACAAUGACCCUGCCAGGCAUUAUGUAUACGGUUUGACUCUGCAAGGGGAAGACUUACGGCUCUGGUACUUUUCCCGGUCGCAUUGUGCCAAAUCCACUCCCAUCUGUUGGACUAGACAUCCUCACUUAUUCAUUAAGGUUCUCACAUCAUUCAUAUUUGCGAACAUGAAAGACCUAGGAUAUGAUCCAUCUCUUUGGCGAAUCGACGAUGGGCAGUUCGUUUACAAAGUUGGCGGCAAGUUUUUCAAAACUGAAGCCAUUCUCAAACAUCAUCCAUCGCUACGCAUCCCUGGGCGAGCUACUCGGAUAUGGAGGGUGAUUGAGGUCGAGCAAGCAGGGGAUGAGGAGCAUCCUCGUUUCGAGCGUUUGGACGGUGUUCCAAAGGUGCUGAAGGAUUGCUGGAUUAACGAGGACGCAAAGACAGAGCGCGAGAUUCAACGCGAUAUUUUCAACAGGCUCAAAGGUCUGAAGGAGUAUAGGCUCCACUCAGAGGAAGUCCAACAAGAUGUUUCUGAAAACCCCGGGUACUUGAAAGAAGAUAACGCUAACUUGGAGAAGUUGCUGGCGACGGCUCAAGAAAUAUCAUUAUCUGGAGUUAACUUUGAUUUUCGCGAGUGGUUCGAAAAUCUACUAGGCGAUUAUACUAGCUAUUUCUUGACGAUUGACAGUCCCGCCCUUCCAUUUGACUUGGCUACUGACGAUGGGACACCCGAGACCACUUUCAAGGAGCAUAGAUCCCCCCCUCAUCACGGCCGCAUUCAACUUUAUGACGCGCUGCCAAAUGGUGCGAGCGAUAGAAGUUUCACGCCGAAGAAACAAUGCCGCCUCGUUUUCAAGGAGGUCUGCCACUCAUUCUCUGAAGAAAGGGACUUCAAACACAUCGUCCAAGCCAGCUUCGACUGCGUUGGCGCUAUGGUACUGAUGUACUCAGUGGGGUGGAUUCACCGUGAUAUCAGUGUCGGGAACCUGCUAAUAUAUCAGCGCCCAACAACAAACGAAGUCGGCGGCAUCCUUGCAGAUCUCGAGUAUGCGAAGCACAAAGAGGACGUCAGCCUCUCUAAGGAUCCGAAAACGGGCACGCCUUACUUCAUGGCCGCAGAGGUGGCGACUCAGUCCUUCUUCCAUCAACAGGGGUAUCAAACUAGUGCCACCGAUAUCUUUUCCGACAUAUACAGUCGACACGAUCAAGGGCUUGGUCAGGCGAGGCCCUUUCGCCAUCACGCCGUACAUGACAUCGAGUCUAUGUUUUGGGUCUUUUCUGGUUUUUGACACACGACCUUCCGGAUUCCAAGGAGGAUAUCCCGUCACUAGAUCGCUUUAGGAUUGAGCUCCGCGAGGUCUUCAACGUGACGAACCCAACCCUACAGCGUGUUAAUAUCAUCAUCAUGCCCGGGAAGCUGAAGGAAUGGGCAGAAAAGGUACACCCUGGGUUCCGAAGCUUCGUGUCCUCCAUUGGGUCCGUGGCUUCCAUUCUUCGCAUGGCUUACGAGGCAGCCACGGAACCAGACGGCCAUGCGGUCGGACGAUGUCUUAAGGUUCUCCUUACGUGGAUGUGCAUAGCUAGUAAAGACUUAAAGACAUUAUCCACGACUCGGAUAUCUCGCGUCCACGAUCUCCAGGCAGGUCAGGAACGUGCGACAGCCGCGACGGGUCCCCAAGGCUCUCCAUCGUCGGGUAAUGGGUCCAACGGCAAACACUCACUUGAGCAGUCAGCCAGCAAUCAGGUUGCCAGUAACACACACCACGUUCAAAGCGACGGGUCGCUGUCUCAAGGCCCAGCGAAGAAGGCGAAGACACAGUCGACUAGUUGCAGCUGAAAAGACCUCACCUACCCAUAUUUCCCGUAUUUUCUGUAUUUCUGUAUUGUUCCUGACCUUGGCCCUAUCGCACCACACCUCAUGCUGUACUAUAACCUCCUUGUCGUUUGUACAUACUCGUAGCACUAUGGACAGAGCGCUCCACAUCUGUAUAUAUAACCG
Coniophora puteana RWD-64-598 SS2 is the source of this 2095-nucleotide messenger RNA. RefSeq lists its product as uncharacterized. Bases 96 to 1385 code for a protein of 429 amino acids. The record is from RefSeq and is a predicted model, not a curated record. NCBI's taxonomy places the organism in Eukaryota, Fungi, Basidiomycota, Agaricomycetes, Boletales, Coniophoraceae. The transcript has 7 exons.